This is a messenger RNA of Dictyostelium discoideum AX4, 2940 nucleotides long. RefSeq names its product nucleoporin 93 (gene nup93). Gene Ontology annotation, molecular function: structural constituent of nuclear pore. The coding region runs from base 1 to 2940 and encodes 979 amino acids. The transcript has 3 exons. The record is from RefSeq and is a predicted model, not a curated record. Lineage: Eukaryota; Evosea; Eumycetozoa; Dictyosteliales; Dictyosteliaceae. Gene Ontology annotation, cellular component: nuclear pore; nuclear envelope.
AUGAAUGUAAAGGAAAUGGAUUUUAAUGAUUUAUCAAAUAAAUCCAAUCAAAUAAUCAAUAGAAUAUCAUCAUUUUCAAGUCCAAUUGGGUUAUCAUCAUUCAACAUUGAAAGAAAUCUACAAGAGAUUGGUGAUACAUCAAAACAAUUGAAUGAUUUAACUUCAUCAAAAACUCCAUUUUCAAAUCCAUUGGAACCAAAUGUAUUUCAAGAUUCUAAAAUUAAUAGAAAAUAUGGAUUAGAUCCAAAAGUUUUAGCAAAGAAUUUAUCUAAUAUCAAUACAUCAUCAUUCACAGAUGUUCAAUCAGUACCAACAGAUAUUGAUGGUUAUUUAAAGGUUCAAUUUGAGAAUAUCAUUUUGAAUACAAUUUGUGACAUUCAAAAAAAGACAUCAAAAGAGUUUCAAUCCCAUUAUGAACAAACAUCAAUUCAUGAUUGGAAUAGAGAUAAAAAAUAUUUAGAGGAGAUUUUAGGUCAAAAACAUAUUAAAGUUUUACCAAGUGUUGGUGGUGCUAGCGCUAGUAAUCAAUCAUCAUCAUCAUCAUCAUUAUUUCAACAAAGCGUUCGUGGUGGAUUAUCUUCAAGUAUUAUGGGUCAAAGUGUUCGUCCUACUUAUGGUCAACAAUCUCAAUUUGGUGGUUCAUCAACAAUCUCAAUUGGUGGUAAUAUAAGUAGAGUUGGUGGUGGUAGUGGUGGUGGUAUAUAUUCUCAAAGACAAACUGGUCAGAAUGAAGAUAGAACUAAAUUAUCAGAUAAAAUGAAAAAGUAUGCAAGUAUAAUUGAAGAGUAUGAUAUUCACAUGGCAGAUCAAUCAAAAUCUUAUGGUUUCCCAUUGGUUCAUAGAUUAAUGGAUGCCUGUCUUUCAACAGAUAUUAAUAUUGGUGGUGGAAUUAAUACAAAUACUGCCACUACUAUAGUAACCCAUGUUUGGAAUUUAUUAUUAACAUUAACAAGUGAAAUCGAUACAACAAAUUAUAUUCAACAAUUAAAAGAACAACAACAACAACAACAACAACAAACACCUCAAUUAAAGGAACAACAACAAAAACAACAACAAUUAACAGAACUUCAAAAACAUACAAAAUAUCACACAAAACCAACUAUGGCCCAAUUAUUAAAGAGAUCUAUUUCAUUUUUAGAGACUCAGUUUAGUCAAGUAAUUGAAAGUCGUUUACCAAAACAUUCAAAUGUAUCAUUACCACUGAAUAUUAUUGUGGCAUAUAUCAAGUCAUUGAAUCAAUCACCAUUAACCGAUAGUUCUGAUGAAAUUUAUGAAGGUUGUUCCAUUUGGUGUAUCAUUUACUAUCUAUUACGUAGUGGUUAUACCUUAGAGGCAUACCAAUUUGCAUUGGAAAAAUGUGGAUCUCGUUAUUUCGAUAUUUUAUCACCAAUCUUUAAAGAAAAACAACAGCAGCAACAACAACAACAACAACAACAACAACAACAACAACAGCAACAACAACAAAAAUCUUCAUUACCAACUACUACUAAUAAUACAUCAAUAAAUAAAGACCAAAGAGAUAGAAUGACUAGAGAAUUUAAUACAGCUAAAACAGAGAGUAAAGAUGUGUUUAAGAUCUCUGUAUUUAAUCUUUUAUCUUGUAAUGAUCCAAACUCAACAAAACAACAAGUGAUCACAUCUAUUCAAGAUUAUAUUUGGUGGAGAUUAAAUUUCAUAAGGGAAAGAAUCACCAUUGAACCAACUAAUGAUUCAGCGAUUUCAUUGUUAGAGUCCUUACAAAAUGAUAUUAAAAAUUCAAUUGAAAAAAAUAGAAAUAACUAUGAAACAUUGGAAAUAUUUCAAUUACUUUUGGUAUCGUUACAAUUUGAAGAUGCAAUCGUUAGUCUUUAUCAAUUUUGUCCCGAUGAUUCUUUACAUUUAGCAAUCGCAUUAGAUUAUUAUAAACUUUUGAGAACCUCAAAUAGUGGUAUCAAUAAUAAACAUGUUGAUGAAAUCAAUAAAUUCAAUAAAAGCACCACCAAUACAAACACUAUGACUUACCAACAAAAUCAACAACAACAACAACAACAACAACAACAACAACAACAAGAACAACAAAAAGAAAUUUACGAUCAAACUUCCAAAUCAAUUCAUUUGGUAGAAAUGAUUAAACAAUACACAAAAAUAUUUUCCUUUGAAGAGAAUAGAGAGGCUUUUUUCUAUUACCUUUUAAUUGCUGAUAAUGAUAUUAAAAUCCAAGAAAUUUCUGAACUUGUAGUAUCAUCUCCAAAUGGUUUUAAAUUUGCUCAUGAAUUAUCUUUAUUUUCUGAAUUUAUAAAUAAACAACAAUGGAGAACUAUUAUAGAACAAUCAGCAUUGGAAUUAGAGAAUAAGAAUGAAUAUCAAAGUGCAAUUGAAUUUUGGAUUAUGAUUGAAGAGUAUCCAAGAGUUUUAGAGAUUUAUAAUAGUAGAAUAUCGGUAUUAUUAACCUCAAUUUCAAGUGAAAGAGAUCAAUUAUAUCAAUUUGGUAAGCAAUUAUUCAAUGAUUAUCAAGGUAGAUUAAAAACAACCUCAACAGCAAGAACCAGUUAUUUAGCCUUUGAGCAAUUAUUGAAACUUUGCGAUUUCUUUGACCUAUACAACAAAGAAAAGUAUCAAGAGGCAAUUCAAAAGAUUGAAAAUUUGGAAAUCUUACCAAUCUCUGAAUCAGAAAUCGAUUCAAAGGUACAAGAUUAUCGUUUCCUUUCACCACAUAUCACUAGAAAUUUCUCUUCUAUCAUUCAAGCAUACGUUGACAUCAUUGUUAAACAAUACCAUUUACUAAAUAACUUUGACGAAUUUACUAAUCGUAGUGCCUUAUUUGCUGGUCGUAAACAAACCAUUCAAGAUCUUCAAUCUAGAACUCAAUGUAUUGCUUUGUUUGCUGGUAAAAUAGAUUUCCCAAUGUCUGGUAAUAUCUUACCUCGUUUAAUGAAUUUAUUUAUCUCAAUGUCUAAUUAA